AUGGCGGCGGGGGGCGCGCGUCCCGGGGUGGUGCUGGGCGCCAUGGAGGUGGGGCGGCGCGCCGGGCCCGAGGCGAGCGCCGCGCUCCUCCGCGCCUUCCUGCGGCGCGGAUACCGCCUCCUCGACACGGCUUACAUGUACGCGGGCGGCGAGUCCGAGCGCAUCCUGGGCACGCUGCUGGCUGGCGGCACGGAGCCCGUGGAAAUCGCCACCAAGGCCAAUCCCUGGGAUGGGAAGACACUGAAGCCCGAGAGUGUGCGAUCACAGCUGGACACGUCCCUGGAGAGGCUGAAGAGGACAAGUGUGGAGCUCUUCUACCUCCAUGCUCCUGACCAUGGGACACCGGUGGAGGAGACGCUGCGUGCCUGCAAUGAGCUGCACAAAGAAGGAAAGUUUAAAGAACUCGGUCUAUCCAACUACGCAGCGUGGGAGGUGGCAGAAAUCUGCACCAUCUGCAAAUACAACAACUGGGUGAUGCCAACUGUGUACCAGGGCAUGUACAACGCGACCACUCGCCAGGUGGAAGCCGAGCUGUUCCCUUGCCUGCGAUACUACGGCCUGCGGUUCUACGCCUACAACCCACUGGCAGGAGGGCUGCUGACCGGCAAGUACAAGUAUGAGGACAAAGACACACGCCAGCCCACUGGAAGAUUUUUUGGGAAUGACUGGGCUCAAGCCUACAGGGACAGGUACUGGAAAAAGCACAAUUUUGAAGGAAUUGCCCUAGUAGAAAGAGCUCUGAAAGAUGCUUACGGUACCAAUGCACCGAGCCUGACCUCCGCUGCUUUGCGUUGGUUGUACAAUCAUUCCAAACUGCAGGGUUCUCUUGGAGACGCAGUGAUCAUUGGGAUGUCCAACUUGGAGCAGCUAGAGCAGAACCUUGACUACAGUGAAGAGGGUCCCCUGCUACCGCCUGUGGUGGAGGCCUUUGAUAAAGCUUGGAACCUGACUGCGCACGACUGCCCCAACUAUUUCCGCUAGAGACGAGGAAGCUUUGUAGGAUCCACUACUGCUGUCAGCGCCUGUCGUGUUGGGCCAUGCCUUAUUCUUUCUCCCCUCAUGGACCUUCAGCUCCGCUCAGCACACGCUGUGAUUUAAAGAUGCAGUUGAUUGGGGCAAAUGGACACAUAACUGGAUGAAGGCCCCAGUUUUGCUUGAAUACGAUCUUAAAUAAUUAUGUACAAGAAUAAAA
Molecule: messenger RNA, 1192 nt
Organism: Gavia stellata (red-throated loon)
Lineage: Eukaryota; Metazoa; Chordata; Aves; Gaviiformes; Gaviidae
Gene: AKR7A2
Product: aldo-keto reductase family 7 member A2
Exons: 8
Coding region: 1-981 (326 amino acids)
Molecular function (GO): oxidoreductase activity
Source: RefSeq, a predicted model, not a curated record